AUGCUCGAGACCAGAGCCCUGGAUAUGGCCCUCGUCCCCACAAACGGCGCAGCGAGUCUGUCUGAGGAAUAUGUCUUGAUCUAUUCCGGUUCGGAAUGCAGUGGUCGACGACAAGGAAAAUAUAUCUCGUGCUUCCCACUCGUAUCCAGGAGGUGGGUUCCUUUGCAGGAGAGGAAGUGGGAUGGGGUAUCUGAGUAUCGGACUUUGGAAAAUGAAGCGCCGACUGACACGACGGCCGGACCGCUUCUGACAGUGCACGACGACGACGACGACCCAAGUACCAUGGAAUACAGACAUGAGCCCCAGCACGACGAGGUCAAUCUGAUACGCCUACUACGAAGAUUGGAGAAGUCGGUGGCCGAUCCAGAAGAAUGGCGAUCAAACGCUCUGCAAACGGAGGCGGAGGUCUGGCUAAAGAGCCAGAAGACUUCCCAGAAAGUUAAAUAUGCGCGAAAGCUGAUCAAGAACAUCGGAUUCGACGACCUGGAGCCAUCGCCGAAUCGUAUAAAGAAAUUGAACGACAUGAAGAUCAGACUGGACCGCGUAGAUACCUUUCUGAAAGAGGUGCAAAAGUCAUCUAAACCCUCCCCACCCAAACGGACGUCUCUUCUUGCCAGUCUUCCCAUACCAGAGCCACCGGAAGAGAAGGAAACUGCACCUGCACAUCGACCGCCUCCUGACACACAAUCCUCACCGACAGAACCGUCCAUUUCAACUGCAGGCCUGACCAUCACCCCUCCAGACCCCGAAGGGAUAUCACCAAGCCUCAUCACCGCCGCCCUCCCCUCUCUACUUCCUCUGAGCGCCGCAGAAGCAGCCUCCACCUCCGCUUUCUCUCGUGGCUUCGGCCCAACACCCACCGCGCGCAAGGUGACAGGCGGUGGCGGCGGCGGUGCGACGUCGAUGGUGAUCCAGGAGGAGCUAUCGUCGCAGCUCGAGCUCAUGGCGCAGCAGCUCAAGCGGAACGCGAUCCACUUCUCCACGUCACUCGCGAAUGAUAAGGCAGUGGUGGAGGCCGCGCAGGAGAAGCUUGAGAGCAACUACGACGCGAUGCAGAGCCAGCGGACGAAGCUGAAGAGCCACAGCUCGAAGAGCAGUUCGACGACGUGGCUUGUGACUGGGAUCAUCCUCGUGGUGGUGCUGCUGUUUAUGCUCAUGGUCUCCGUGAUCAGGUUCUCGUAG
Messenger RNA from Cyclocybe aegerita, 1182 nucleotides. Lineage: Eukaryota; Fungi; Basidiomycota; Agaricomycetes; Agaricales; Hemipholiotaceae. The record is from the annotation of a GenBank genome assembly.